CUAACCUUAAAAUCAGUGCAGUGAAUUUCUAUUGUGAAUAAGAAUGGAUUAUUAAUAAUCAUUGACAUGAAUUCGCUUAUCAAAAUCAGUGGAUUUUGGAGAAAUUAUCGGUUGUAUUCAGUUUUAAGUGGAAAUGUAAAUAGACAAAAUAAAACUAAGUUUCAUCUAACACUUUGUGUCUCUAAUCGUUAUUUGUUUUGGGAGCGUGAUAGAAAAGGUGGAUAUGAUACUUCUCAUAAAAUUUCCUUACUAGAUCAUUUGAAAAAUGGAUUCAAGGAAAUCACAAUAGAGUCUAAGUUAUUGGGCAAAGAAAUAAAAGCUUUGAUAGAAACGGAUCCUCUUCUUGUUGCACGACCAGGGGAGAUUGAUCUUCUUUGGUGCUUUAACGAGCCAAAUGUGUUGGACAAGUUUGUAACAACAAGUGAUAGUGAUCACAAUCAAGGUUACAGCACGUGCAGCUUAGAGAUGAGUAGUGCUGGGCGUGCACUGUUCCACGGCAACUUAGACAUGAGAGUGCCAAAAGACGGCCGAAUUAAAAAAGCCGGCUAUGCAGCGAUGAGAUCUCAAAGAAUUAGAAAAUCAUUCAAACGUGAAGCUACUUAUGACUGGCAUUUAUACAACACAUUAGUAUUGAAAGUGAGAGGCGAUGGUCGCUCAUAUUUAUUGAAUAUAUCUUGUGAAGGUUACUAUGACAUAACAUGGAACGACAUCUACCAUUAUGUACUCUACACUAGAGGCGGACCAUAUUGGCAAAUUUCUAAGAUACCCUUCUCUAAAUUCGUCUUAGGGUCAAAAGGAAGAUUACAAGACAAACAGAACAGAAUGCGGCCUGAUAAAGUGACGCAUUUCGGUAUAUCUUGUGGUGACAAGAUUCCUGGCAAAUUUAAUUUGGAAAUAGAAUAUAUUGGUAUGUCAUUAUUACGCCUAUAACUAUAAUAAACAGGAGCUUAAGCGAAGGUCUAUUAUAUAUACAUAUAUUAGUCAUUACUAUUCUAUUAAGUAUGUGUUAUAUCUUUUUCAGGAUUGGAGUUUGAUCCGACACACGAGGAAGAAUUCGCAUAUGAAAUGUAUAAAACUGAUAAAUAUAUUGUUGGUGUUUAGAAACUGAAUCAUUAAAAAUACACUUCUUUCGUAAUAUAGGAUUUACAUUUAUUAAUUCCAAUAAUCCUUAAUAAUGAAUAUCUGGUUUAAAUUAUUUUUCCAUACGAGAUAUACCUCAGGGAUUUUAAUAAC
This is a messenger RNA of Diatraea saccharalis (sugarcane borer), 1233 nucleotides long. NCBI's taxonomy places the organism in Eukaryota, Metazoa, Arthropoda, Insecta, Lepidoptera, Crambidae. The record is from the annotation of a GenBank genome assembly.